CAUGAGUCGCGACCCGGGCGAGCUGGCGGGCAGGCAGGGGGAGAACGCGCAAGCCGUGUGCGCUCAGAGCAAGGCGCUCAGACCGUGGAUCAGAUCCAAGCGCCCGGCCAUGCCGCGGGUAGGGUGAUGUCCCGGGGCUGUGCUGCUUCCGAGCCCGCGAGCCCGCCCGCGACCACGUGGGGCAGCGAGGCGGCGGCGGCGGCGGGCGGAACCCAGGCUCGGCGACUCGCUGCCCGCCCGAGCCACUGCAGCCGGGGCGCAGGCGGAAGUAGAGGCGCUAGGCGCGCGGACCUCGAUGAGGAACUGGCUCAGGGAGGCUGCUGGUAGAGUUGCAGUGACCUGCUGGGAUCCCUGGUAGGGAACCUGGGGCUCGAACCCACUGAUCUCCCUGCCUCCACACUCUUAUCUUCUCUCCUGGGCGGGUUCUUUCUGACAAGGAGCUGCAAAGACAGAAAGUCUAACGAGAAAAAGGACAAUCUCAACCAUCUCUGGACCCCAGGACAAUGCAGACUCCACUGACCACUCCUGUGCCUGUGCUCCGGCUCCCCCGGGGCCCUGAUGGCUUGAGUCGAGGCUUUGCCCCUGAUGGACGCAGGGCCCCCCUGAAGCCAAAGGUUCCUGAAACCCCAGAGUCUUCUGUAAUUCACGAAUGUCGGGAAUCCCAGGAACAGCGGGCCCGAGCUGCCCUCCGGGAGUGCUAUCUUCGAAGCUUGCUGGCCAUGGUGGGUCGCCAGGUCAGCUUCACCUUGCAUGAGGGUGUGCACGUGACCGCCCACUUCGGAGCCACCGACUUGGACGUGGCCAACUUCUAUGUCUCGCAGCUGCAGACUCCGAUAGGUGUGCAGGCUGAGGCACUGCUCCGGUGUAGUGACAUUAUUGCAUACACCUUCAAGCUAUAAAGACAUUGUGGUCACCUUCUGCCUUAGGCCUAGCCACAGAUUCCCAGGCCUCCAGCUGUUCCAGAUCUCUGGGCCUCAUAGAGUUUGGAACUCCCUUGGAAUUUUGAGUCAAGCUCCAAGCAACUCUGGCUUCUUGGGACCUCCAGGGAGUAAAAUUCUGCAAUCCCAGGAGUUCUAGAUCCCACUGAAAGGAAUGCUCUACCUCACAGAACUCUCAACUCUAUAGUAAUGUGGGCCUCAUUCCAGUUCCUGAAGACGGGUGUGUGUGUGUGUGUGUGUGUGUGUGUGUGUGUGUGUGUGUGUUGCAUUGGGAAUAAAGUAAGGCAAAUUGCAAAGUGGGAAACAGUUUAUUAAAAACGUUGCAAAGUUCAACCACCCUGAAGAUACUCCCAAAUACUGACCCCCUGCCAAAGAAUCAACUAUUAUCCCAGGAAAAUCUGCCUGUUUUUGUUGUUGUUUUUUAAGUGUACCCCACAGGGAUGAAAUCAGAUUUAGGGGAUGGAAGGGUAGCUGUCCAAAGACUGAAUCCUGAGGAGCUGUGCCAAGAAGGGGAGGACACAUCAAAAGGCUGGGGGCAACUCGGAUUAAGGUGUGGGGAUUGGACUGCCCCUAGUCUUUGGGAAUGGCUGGAACCACCUGGGUGGCAGGCUUGGAUGAUUUGGACUAGAUUUCUUUUUUGGGUGGGCAGGGAUGUACAUAGUUAAGGGCAUGGAUCGUGCUGGGUUACACGGUUGUGCGCUCCUGCCUGGGUGGUGCAGACCACACACCACCGAAGAUUUGAUUCCCGGCUCACACGGGCCAGGGUCAUACCCUGUGCACCGCGCCAUUGAGAAAAGCCUGAGAAUUAGGGGUUAGGGUGAAGUGUCACCUCUUCAUUUCGCUCCAGCUGUGUGGUAUGGCCGUCCACAUCACUCACUCCCUUCACUUGGCCCUGUCACUAAUAGUCUUUCAGCAGAUUCGCUCUAAAAAAAGUAAUUUCUGCUCCCUUUGUAAUCCCAUCAACUUCAGAAUGUAAGUGAAGAUUCCUUUCAAUAUAUUGUAGAUGAGGUUUGCUUCGUUUGUAUUCAGUCACGAAAGUGCUGUGGCCGAUGCUGCUAAAGGCAAGUGUAAAGUCUCAUCUCCCGCACGUCCAUUAACAACGCCACUUCUGGCGAGUCCCUGGCCGAGCUCUCAAGUUGCCUCGGCAACGACAUCGCUCCUCCCCAAGUCCCCGUUUUGGGUUUUAGCCCCACUUUUCUCCCCAAGUUGCUGGAUGGGCUGGGAAAGCAAGGCGAAAGUGCGGAGGCGAAUAUUAAGUGAUUCAAUUGAGCGCGAGGGGGGGGGGCGUGGCUUGAGCUCAUGCUGGUUCCCUUCUGGCUUGGUGAUCUACCUGCUCCGUUGCCCCGUAUUUUGGUUGGCAGAUUCGUCCCUUACUUUUGGAAUUCCUUUCUUUGCCCAGUUUUUUUUUUCUUUCUUUAAGUCAAGACUAUGAUACUCCUCAUGGGCUCAUUUAUUUUAGUUUAUAAGUUUAAAUUGUAUUUUAUAUACAACGCUAUCCAAAUACAGAGAAUUAUUGAUGAAACUACAGUCUGCAAGUGGAAGACUAGAGUCUAACAAGCAAGGGGCCAUAGCUUCGUCUCCAGGUAGACGAAGCAUCUAUCACCUGUACUCAUAUAUUUAACACAACUCCUAUCACCCUUCCUUUCAAGUUCUCCACCCCUUUACCUCUCUCCUUAUCAGUUGACCUAGCCCCGCCAAGCAGAUGUGUUUUAUUUCUAUCAACUCCACUCCCUUCUCCAUGCCUGAGCGUGUGACGAAUGUGUGCUAGCCUGAACUUCAUUUAUCUAGAUGGAGGCGAGGAGGCGGGUUGGGGGCGACUCAGGUUCGCGCUUGCGCGCUGCUCUGGGAGACGGCGUCCAUUUCGCCCCUCCCCUCAUGCGCUGCAGUUCCGGCUCUGCAGAUUCAGUGCUCACGUUUCUUUUUCUAGUGGCUCUUGGUAUAUUUUGUUCCCCACAUCAGCAAUCUGCGAGGUGACUCUACCUGCAAAUAACUUAAGUCGAUUUUCUGCUUU
Messenger RNA from Hipposideros armiger (great roundleaf bat), 2949 nucleotides. RefSeq names its product gem nuclear organelle associated protein 7 (gene GEMIN7). Gene Ontology annotation, cellular component: SMN-Sm protein complex. The record is from RefSeq and is a predicted model, not a curated record. Gene Ontology annotation, biological process: spliceosomal snRNP assembly. The coding region runs from base 504 to 899 and encodes 131 amino acids. Lineage: Eukaryota; Metazoa; Chordata; Mammalia; Chiroptera; Hipposideridae. Gene Ontology annotation, molecular function: RNA binding. The transcript is spliced from 5 exons.